Molecule: messenger RNA, 1281 nt
Organism: Phyllotreta striolata
Lineage: Eukaryota; Metazoa; Arthropoda; Insecta; Coleoptera; Chrysomelidae
Source: the annotation of a GenBank genome assembly
UCGAACUUCAAAUUUCGAUAUUGAGGUUAGUUUUUCGUGAUCAUUUAAAAAUAAACAAUUUCGAAAAAAAAAUUGUGAAGUACCGUAAGUUUGAAUUUGCCCCACUUUACCUGUCGAAUAUAGUAUUUAUCAAUAUGGCAGGUAAUCUAUUAAAAGGGUUUGUUAGGACACAAAACUUUAAAUGUAUGGUUAAAAUUAGAUUAUACUCAUCGGGAACUUCAACUAUCGAUGAUAAAGAAGUAGUACAUUUUAAAAAGUUUGUUUCCUACUGGUGGGACGAGUUCGGGGAAUUUAAACCUCUCCACUCGAUGAAUAAAAUCCGCAUCCCUUGGAUAAGAGAUUGUAUCCUUGCGAAUAAUGAAAUGAAAGAUGCCUCUUUGCCCCUGAAAGGAUAUUCAGUAUUAGAUGUCGGUUGUGGAGGGGGAAUUUUAAGCGAACCAUUGUCGAGAAUAGGAGCCGAUGUAACCGGACUCGAUGCCAAUGAAGACCUCAUAAAAGCGGCUAAAGCGCACGCUGAGCUAACUAAAGCGAACGUUAAUUACGUGGCCUCGUCUGUAGAGGACCACGCUAGAGAAAACUUCGAAAAAUACGACGCGGUCGUCAGUUCGGAAGUGAUAGAACACGUUACCCAGAAAGAAGAAUUCGUUAAAGCUUGCGUUGAAUGCCUGAAGCCAAAUGGCUCUAUAUUUUUCACGACCAUAAGCAAGACAAAAUACGCUAGUUUUUUAGCGAUAUAUCUAGGCGAAAACGUAAUAAAAGGAAUACCUAAAGGGACGCAUCAUUACGAAAAGUUCAUUACCCCUCACGAAUUGCAGCGCAUUUUGGAAAAAAAUAAUUGCCGGACAGACGUUGUUCACGGAACUAUUUACAAUUUCCUUACGAAUACAUGGAGCUGGUGGUUCAAUUCCGAUUUCACUUACGUAUUAAAAGCUACUAAAUUAGACAAACAAAAUUGCUAGACAGUUUUUAAAAAUUUGUUACCUAUAUUUUAGUUUGUUUUGAAAACAAUAAAUCAUUAUUCUCAAUGCAUUCUAAUAUAAAUCAUAAUAAUAUAAGCUAAUUAUAAAUAAGUAUCUAGUUUAUUCAAAUUUUAAAUGAAAUAAUUAAAUUGUUCUCUUAAUUAAGUAUCCCCACGGAAGAACUAUGAAUAAAAAAUAAGAAUCUAUGCACAUAAACAUUAAAAAAAAUGUAAGUGCUAAGAGCGUUUUCAUACAGUGCAAUAUAUUGCGUUGCAGUUAAAAUACAAGCGUUAAAAUGUGUAUUUUUCACAUUUGAUAAUUU